AUGUUUGAAGAGCUUUUCCGUGGAAUAACAGCGACAGUGAAUCAACAAUCAAUAGCCGCUACCGUAUCGGCUAGUCGCCAGCCAUGCACUGCAAGCGUUUCGGUACCUCAGCCAUCGCCGCUUGCAUUAGAAGGAGAUAUGGAAGCCAAUUUCGAAUUUUUUGAAAAGAGUUGGAGAGACUACGAAAAAGCCAUUGGAAUAGACCGGUGGUCAGCUACAGAUGAUCCUCAAAAGGUUAGUUUUCUCCUGGCGGUGUUCGGAGAGCCAGCAAGAAAAAAAUAUUUUAAUUUUGAGCUCACCACGAACGAACAAGCCAACCUUGAAGCAGCCUUGCUUGCUAUCAAACAAAAGGUUGUAGCUAAGCGAAACAUAAUCAUAGAUCGACUAGAUUUCUUCUCGGCUGCACAGCUUUCAAGAGAGACUAUUGAUGAUUUUGUUUCACGUCUCAAGACUUUAGCUAAAAUAGCUAAAUUGGGUGCAUUAGAAACCGAACUAAUAACGUUCAAACUAGUCACUGCAGAUAAAUGGCUCCAUCUUCGCACUAAGAUGCUCACAAUAUAUGAUAUUGACUCCUCGAAAGCAGUUGACAUGUGUAGAGCAGAAGAGAUAGCAGCCAAUCGAUCUUUAGAGCUAGGAAUGCCGAAUGCUGAUGCGGAGGUUAAAAAGAUACAGAAGGCCAAAACAAAGUUACCUCGCUGUAAGUUUUGUGGUGAUCAACAUGAGUUUGCAAAAGGUGUCUGCCCAGCGUUUGGAAAACGUUGUCAUCGGUGCAAUGGUAAAAACCAUUUCGAAAAGGUAUGUAAAAUAAAUAAAAAGUCUCGCAAACAGAAGCCACGACGAGUUAAAAAAAUCAACGAGAAAACAAGCGAGUCAGAGGAAGAUUCUUCCGUGAAUCGGAGGAUGAAUCGGAGGAUGGAUUCAGAUCACGAAUACGAAAUCGGAAAAUUUUUCGAUAGUACAUCCAAAGGAGGAGGUGUAUCAGCUCAGUUAGACCUCAAAUUUGCUGGUGCUUGGCAAUCAGUAGUAUGCGAACUCGACACAGGAGCGAACACGAGCCUGAUUGGUCAUGCUUACUUGUCGAAACUUAUUAGGAACGAAAAUCCGCCACAAUUGCCUUCCGAGUUCCGUCUACAAAGCUUCGGUGGAAAUCCCAUCAAAGUUUUGGGACAAGUUAAGAUUCCAUGUCGUCGGAUGGGAAAAGAAUAUAGUUUGGUGCUACAAGUAGUCGACGUAGAUCAUCGUCCCUUACUAUCUGCAAAAGUGUCACGUGUGCUAGGCUUAGUUAAAUUCUGCAAAGCAGUUUCUCUGAGCGAACCUAAAUCGUCAACAUCAUAUAGCAAUUUACUCAACGUUUAUCGCAUCGAAGCUCAACAAAUUGUCGAAGCACACAAAGGACUCUUUGUCGGAUAUGGAAAACUAGCUGGAAAGGUAUCACUAGAAUGCGAUAAAAGCAUUUCUCCACUAAUUCAACAGCCACGUCGAGUACCUAUCGCUUUGCGAGUUGAGGAAGGAGAAUUUAAAAGCGUGAAAGAGUUGGUAUCGGAUAUUGGAACACUACGCUACUACAACAUGAACCUGCCGAUAACCAUCGAAUGUGACGCGAGUUGCUUCGGUUUAGGAGCUGCCGUAUAUCAACAGGAUGGAGUUAUUGGAUACGCUUCCCGAACGUUAACUGCCACAGAGAAAUCGUAUGCUCAAAUAGAGAAAGAACUACUGGCCAUUUUGUUUGCUUGCAUCCGUUUCGAUCAAUUGGUUGUGGGAAAUCCUAAAGUCACUAUUAAGACGGAUCAUCGGCCACUCAUAAACAUUUUUCAGAAGCCACUGUUAUCAGCCCCGCGUCGACUUCAGCACAUGCUGUUGAAUCUCCAGCGGUAUACAUUAACGUUGGAAUAUGUGACUGGCAAAGAUAAUGUGGUUGCCGAUGCUCUAUCGAGGGCCCCGCUUCACGACGAUAUUACUGUAGACGCAUAUAAGAAGAGCAACAUAUACAAGGUCUUCGAGGAUUUGGGAAAUGUCAAGCUGAGUAAUUGCCUAAGUAUUUCGGAUACUCGCUUAAGCGAAAUAAUGCAAGCAACAGCAAAAGACUCGACGAUGCAGCUCAUCAUCGAAUACAUCCUGAAUGGUUGGCCAACAACGGCUGACCAAGUGCCCGAUAGUGUGAAGAUUUAUUUUCGUAACUCGCAAGAGCUGUCCACCCAAGACGGACUUAUUUUCCGGAACGAUAGAAUCCUGGUACCGCAACCUUUGCGCAGGAAGCUCAUUGAUAUUUGUCACGCAAGUCAUAACGGAAUUGAAGCUACGUUGAAGCUGGCUCGAGCGAAUGUCUUUUGGCCAGGAAUGAGUGCUCAGAUAAAAGAAGCUAUCCAGUCGUGUGCAACAUGUGCUAAAUUUGCUGCAUCUCAGUCCAAUCCGCCUAUGAUGACUCACGGCAUUCCAGUGUACCCUUUUCAAUUUGUUUCCAUGGAUGUGUUUUUCUCUGAUUACCAAGGAACUAAGAGAGCAUUUCUUGUGACAGUUGACCAUUACUCGGAUUACUUUGAAGUUAAUAUCUUGAAAGAUUUGAAACUUGAAUCAGUUAUAGCCGCCUGCAAGGAGAACUUCGCCCGUCACGGUAAGCCACAAAUUAUACUAACAGAUAACGGUACGAACUUCGUUUGCCGAAAGAUGGAAGAAUUCGCCAUCGAAUGGGAUUUUCAGCACACUACAUAA
This is a messenger RNA of Wyeomyia smithii (pitcher-plant mosquito), 2709 nucleotides long. RefSeq lists its product as uncharacterized. NCBI's taxonomy places the organism in Eukaryota, Metazoa, Arthropoda, Insecta, Diptera, Culicidae. The transcript has 2 exons. The record is from RefSeq and is a predicted model, not a curated record. Bases 1 to 2709 code for a protein of 902 amino acids. Gene Ontology annotation, molecular function: nucleic acid binding. Gene Ontology annotation, biological process: DNA integration.